Molecule: messenger RNA, 3194 nt
Organism: Hypanus sabinus (Atlantic stingray)
Lineage: Eukaryota; Metazoa; Chordata; Chondrichthyes; Myliobatiformes; Dasyatidae
Gene: pabpc4
Product: poly(A) binding protein, cytoplasmic 4 (inducible form)
Exons: 18
Coding region: 864-2588 (574 amino acids)
Cellular component (GO): cytosol; nucleus; ribonucleoprotein complex
Molecular function (GO): poly(U) RNA binding; mRNA 3'-UTR binding; poly(A) binding
Source: RefSeq, a predicted model, not a curated record
CCACCCAGAUGUAACGGAGGCCAUGUUGUACGAGAAGUUCAGCCCGGCCGGGCCCGUGCUCUCCAUCAGGGUGUGCAGAGACAUGAUCACCAGGAGGUCGCUCGGCUACGCCUAUGUCAACUUCCAGCAACCGGCCGAUGUUGUUGUUCUGUGAUCCUCCUGACAUCACAGCACCAGCUCUAACACAAAACAAUGAAAGGUUCUGAUGCUGAGCGAAACUGUGCAACUGUCGUGGGCUUAACCACAGUUCUCAGCCAAUCGGAAUCCUCCUUUAUCUUAAUCAGAAUUAAAUGUUCAACCACCAGCAAUCUACACGCAUGGACAAGACACUGGAGCACCUGGGAGGAAACGCCUGUGCAUUCGCAUGGAGAAUGUUGAAAUAGCACCGAAAGGCAGGAUUGGGCCCAGGUCUCUGACACUGAGGCAUCUGCUCAGUGAGCUACCCCACUGUGCUGAGCAAAGUGUGGAAAUAUUUCUUCUGCUGAAUGAUUGAAGGAACAGCCAUACAUAUUGCAAAUAACAUAGAUGAAUAUUAGCAAUGAAGUGAUUUAUAUGAAAUAUUUUUGGAAUAUGUAAUGUUCUGAUUCCUUUUGAAAUUUUACUCUACAAUGGAAUAGUAGAACCAGACCUACACCAUGUGGCUUUUAAUUUUUUUUCUUUUCAUAUUGAUUUUUAGGUGUGAAAUGGUAUAGGAAAGACAAAUAUCAUGAAUGUUUUAUAUUCAUGAAACUUAACAUAUUCUGCAUUUUAAUAAUGUUCUCUAAACAUUCUCUUAGAUUUCAUGUGACAUCUAAUUUGACAAAGGCAGAAGAUAUUUUCAAGAAUAAGAAUAAAGACUGAAGGAUGGGAUUCAUUGAAUCGUUAUGGCAUUAACUGAACGUGCCUUGGAUACCAUGAACUUUGAUGUCAUCAAGGGGAGGCCAAUCCGCAUCAUGUGGUCACAGCGUGACCCAUCACUGAGAAAAUCAGGAGUUGGCAAUGUAUUCAUCAAAAAUCUGGACAAGUCCAUUGACAACAAGGCUCUGUAUGACACCUUCUCUGCAUUUGGAAACAUCUUGUCUUGUAAGGUGGUAUGUGAUGAAAAUGGCUCCAAGGGAUAUGCUUUUGUUCACUUUGAAACUCAGGAUGCUGCAGAUCGAGCAAUUGAGAAAAUGAAUGGCAUGUUGCUAAAUGAUCGAAAAGUAUUUGUUGGCCGUUUUAAGUCUCGUAAAGAGAGAGAGGCUGAACUGGGGGCAAAGGCUAAAGAAUUUACUAAUGUUUACAUAAAGAACUUUGGAGAUGAUAUGGAUGAUGAACGACUCAAAGAAAUGUUUGACAAAUUUGGCAAAACUCUCAGUGUCAAAGUCAUGACAGAUCCAAACGGAAAGUGCAAGGGUUUUGGCUUUGUUAGCUAUGAAAAACAUGAAGAUGCCUCCAAGGCUGUGGAGGAAAUGAAUGGGAAGGAACUGAAUGGAAAGAUGCUCUUCGUUGGCCGUGCCCAAAAGAAAGUGGAACGGCAGGCUGAACUUAAAAGAAAAUUUGAACAGUUAAAACAGGAACGAAUCAGCAGAUACCAGGGUGUGAAUCUAUACAUCAAAAACUUGGAUGACACUAUCGAUGAUGAAAAGCUGAGAAAGGAGUUUGCUCCAUUUGGUUCAAUCACCAGUGCCAAGGUAAUGCUGGAGGAUGGCCGAAGCAAAGGUUUUGGUUUUGUCUGCUUCUCCUCUCCUGAAGAAGCCACGAAAGCUGUAACAGAAAUGAAUGGGCGUAUUGUUGGUUCCAAGCCGCUAUAUGUAGCCCUUGCUCAGAGAAAAGAGGAGCGCAAAGCUCACUUAACUAAUCAAUAUAUGCAGCGUAUUGCAGGGAUGCGUGCCAUGCCGGCCAAUACAAUCAUCAACCAGUUUCAGCCAGCUGCUGGAGGCUACUUUAUGCCAGCGGUGCCUCAGGCACAAAACAGAACUACCUAUUAUGCACCAAAUCAGAUGGCUCAGAUGAGACCCAGUACUCGUUGGCAACAGCAACAAACCAGGCCCCAAGGGUUUCAAGCCAUGCCAAAUACCCUUCGUCAGGGAGGUCCUAGGCCUUCUCUUCGUCAUCUUACCCCAACAGCAAAUGCUCAGGGUUCUCGAGGUAUUCCUGGUGCACAAAGAAUGGGAUUAUCUGCAACUCAGAAUCUGGCGGCACAUCGCCCUGGAAUAGCUGGCCCAACACCAAGGGCAGUUCCACCUUACAAGUAUGCCUCCACAGUCCGGAACCCACAGCAGUCUGUCGUGCAAGCUCAAAUGGGUGUACAGCAGCCUUCACAGUCAGCAGUGCUCGUGCAAGGACAAGAACCCCUGACUGCCUCCAUGCUUGCUGCAGCUCCUCCUCAGGAACAGAAGCAGAUGCUAGGUGAACGCCUUUUUCCUUUGAUCCAGAGUAUGCAUCCUUCCCUAGCUGGAAAAAUCACCGGAAUGCUUCUUGAGAUAGAUAAUUCUGAGUUGCUACAUAUGUUGGAGUCUCCAGAAUCACUACGGUCAAAGGUUGAAGAGGCUGUGGCUGUGUUGCAAGCUCAUCAGGCCAAGAAGGAGGCUGCCCAGAAGGCAGUUGUGGUUGUAGCUACAUCCUAAAGCAGGAGAAAGAUGUGUAACGAUUGCCAAGAAACAACAAAUCCACAAAUUUGGUUCAGAUAUAUUCAGACUGGAUGCGUGGAUAGUGCUUAGCUUUAAGGGGAAAAAAACACAAAAAACAUUGCAAAAUUUCAAAUAACCAGAUUCCAAAAGAUUUUAAUGUACUUUAAGUAUUUAAAAGAAAUAUAUUUUGAUAGAUCAAACUAUAAUAUUACAAAGCAGAGCAACACUGAUUUAUAGCUUGCUUUGUUUUAAAUAUGAAUAUCUGUGGCCAGGAUAGAUUUAUUCAUAAAACCAAAUAUAGUGGAUGCUGAACAUGUGAAAUAAACCGAAAAAGACAGAAAUGUUCAAGUCCAGCAGCAUCUGCAAAGGGAGAAACAGCAUUAGAGUUUUGGGUCGAUGACCUAUAAUUUGGAAUUAUUUAUAUUUUUUCCUUCUUUUCAAAAGACAAAGUGAAAGGUACUAGAAAGAAUGGAGCUAGAUUUUAACUUUGCAGUUAUAUUUUAUCAGUUGAGGUGUGUUUUCAUUUUAAAACUCAAGUUUUGCCCAAAUCUGGAAGUGUGUUUCUGAUUGGGAAAGAAAAAAAUAAAAAUGCUUUGUCUAAAA